AAACCCCAUGGACACCAACACCCAUUGGUAAAACGUACCAAUUACCAAAUUUAUUAACAACAAACGGUCUGGUUGUCUGGCAUUUGUCCGGGUCGAACUUCUCCUGAAGACGGCGCGUUAUCAGCAGUGAAACAAUACGUGUUUCAGGCUGGUAUUGAGAUAGUUGCUAUUUGUCGUCCAAGUGUUUCGAAUUAACUAUUACAACUUCAAUUGUUGAGAUGGCCGCCGUUGCUGCAGCACAGAAGAAUCGCGAAAUGUUCGCUAUCAAAAAAUCUUAUAGCGUCGAGAACGGAUAUCCUGCUAGAAGACGGUCUUUAGUGGAUGACGCUCGUUUCGAAACUUUGGUGGUGAAGCAGACAAAGCAGACCGUCUUGGACGAAGCGAGACUUAGAGCUAAUGAUUCGAGCCUUGAACCUGAACCUGAAUUUGAUGCACAAAAGGAUUCAAAACAUGACGACAAAAACGAAGAUAGCGGACUUACUGAGGAAGAAGUGGUUUUGGGUAAUGCAGUGAGCGAAAAUCCGGAUGCCAUUCAGCAAGCCGCUUUAGUCCUUCGUCUGCGGGAGGGCAUGAAUUCUUUAUCCCGUGUACUUAAGACCAUUGAGAAGUUCCAAGGCUCGGUCGGUCACCUUGAGACGCGACCCAAUAAAAAUGACAAAAACGAACUGGACGUUUUUGUCAGUAUUACCAUGACUCGUCAGAAUUUGCUGCAGCUCAUCAAAAAUUUCAGACAGUCGUCUUCUUUGGGAAGCGUUUCUCUUUUGGGCGAGGACAAUAUUUCUGUGAAGAACCCGUGGUUCCCCAGACAUGCCAGUGACCUGGACAAUUGCAACCAUUUAAUGACCAAGUAUGAACCCGAUUUGGACAUGAAUCAUCCAGGAUUUGCCGAUAAAGAAUACAGAGCUCGUCGAAAAGAAAUUGCAGAAAUUGCUUUCAAAUACAAAUAUGGUGAUCCAAUUCCCCAUGUUAAUUACACCGAGACCGAAAACAAAACUUGGAAGUCGGUGUUCAACACUGUCCUUGAACUGAUGCCGAAGCACGCCUGCAUCGAGUAUCGUCGCGUAUUCAAACUCCUUCAGGAGGAGGACAUAUUCGUUCCUGAUCGCAUCCCGCAACUCGAAGAAAUGUCUCAGUUUCUUCAGCGUCAAACCGGAUUUACUCUUCGCCCAGCAGCUGGCCUGUUAACGGCUAGGGACUUUUUGGCCUCCCUCGCUUUCCGUAUUUUCCAGAGCACUCAAUACGUCCGACAUGUCAACUCACCCUUCCACACCCCCGAACCGGAUUGUAUCCAUGAACUUCUUGGACAUAUGCCGUUGCUCGCCGAUCCCAGCUUUGCUCAAUUCUCUCAGGAAAUUGGCUUAGCAUCCCUGGGAGCGUCUGACGCAGAAAUUGAAAAGCUCUCAACGGUCUAUUGGUUCACCGUCGAAUUUGGGCUUUGCAAAGAAAACGGAGCUGUGAAGGCAUACGGGGCUGGACUCCUGAGUGCUUAUGGAGAACUUCUCCAUGCCAUGAGCGACAAGCCCGAACUGAGACCAUUCGAACCAGCGACCACCGCUGUCCAACCUUAUCAAGACCAAGAAUACCAACCGAUUUAUUUCGUAGCCGAAAGUUUCGAAGAUGCCAAAGAUAAAUUCAGACGCUGGGUCCAAAGCAUGUCCAGACCGUUCGAAGUCAGAUUCAACCCCCAUACUGGUAGGGUGGAAGUGUUAGACACCGUCGACAAAUUGCAAUCUCUCAUUCAACAACUCAGCACCGAAAUUCUUCAUCUGUCCAACGCAGUAAACAAAUUCAAGUCGCGAGAUUUGUAAAUUAGUUCCUCCCUUCUUCUAUAUGUAUGUAUAUCAAAAGAAAAAAAAAAACAGAAAAA
Agrilus planipennis (emerald ash borer) is the source of this 1867-nucleotide messenger RNA. RefSeq names its product tyrosine 3-monooxygenase (gene ple). The record is from RefSeq and is a predicted model, not a curated record. Bases 219 to 1808 code for a protein of 529 amino acids. The transcript has 7 exons. Gene Ontology annotation, molecular function: tyrosine 3-monooxygenase activity; iron ion binding. Gene Ontology annotation, biological process: dopamine biosynthetic process from tyrosine. NCBI's taxonomy places the organism in Eukaryota, Metazoa, Arthropoda, Insecta, Coleoptera, Buprestidae. Gene Ontology annotation, cellular component: cytoplasm; axon; perikaryon.